Molecule: messenger RNA, 954 nt
Organism: Lodderomyces elongisporus
Lineage: Eukaryota; Fungi; Ascomycota; Pichiomycetes; Serinales; Debaryomycetaceae
Gene: COQ3
Product: hexaprenyldihydroxybenzoate methyltransferase
Exons: 1
Coding region: 1-954 (317 amino acids)
Biological process (GO): ubiquinone biosynthetic process
Cellular component (GO): mitochondrion
Molecular function (GO): 2-methoxy-6-polyprenyl-1,4-benzoquinol methyltransferase activity
Source: RefSeq, a predicted model, not a curated record
AUGACAAGACUAUGCCGCUUGAACCCGGCUUUGAAGCUGUUCAGACUGCUUAGCAACUCUGCCCCAUUUUUUCAUCAAAAUGCAUCUGGUUAUACUUCAUCCUCGCAAUCUGAAAUGUCGCAUUUCAAUGCCUUGGCAUCAUCGUGGUGGGAUGUCAACGGCCCACAGAGAAUCUUGCAUAAAAUGAAUUUGUUGCGCAUGGACUUUAUCAAUAGUACCUUGAAACUGCAUCUCAAGCUUAAUGCGAAUAGCGGACCUGUACUAGAUGAUGUCUAUAUUCCUGCAUUUAAUGUCAAUUUAUUACCACCGCAGGUUCAAGAAAGGAUAGUCGAGGACCAAGAGACAAGGAGGAAAGAGUUACUUGAACAUACCAGACUACGAGUAUUAGACGUUGGCUGUGGAGGAGGAAUUUUAUCAGAGUCAAUUGCUCGCUUACCAUUUGUUGAGAGUGUUAAAGGUAUUGACUUAUCAUCUGAUGUACUCGAGGCAGCAAAGAUUCAUCGCGAUAAAGACCCCAUUCUUACAGAUAAGCUUUCGUAUGAACAAAUUGCUUUGGAAAAUAUCCCUAGAGACGAGAAAUACGAUAUCGUCACUAUGUUUGAAGUCUUGGAACAUGUCGAUUACCCUUCGCGAGUACUUGAAGAAGGACUACAAAGACUCGAUGUUGGUGGAUGGUUAUUCCUAUCGACGAUUAACAGGGACCCUAUAAGUUGGUUUACCACAAUAUUUAUGGGUGAACACCUCUUAAGGAUAGUACCCGUUGGAACGCAUACAUUGGAGAAGUAUAUCAAUCAGUAUGAAAUCAAGGAUUGGAUGGAUGAAGACACCGAUAGAAAAAAACAGUUUAAGAUUGAGGAUACUAAAGGUUGCAUUUAUUUACCAGCUUAUGGGUGGAAGUUUACAUCUUGCCCGGAUGUCGGUAACUACUUUAUGGCAAUUCAAAGGAAGUUUUAA